GGGUUAAGAUCCAACGCGGUUUGUAGAUAUUUCUCAUACCCUUUUAAGACCCAACGCCUCCACCAAAAACUCGGUCUCAAUUCCCAACACCCCACAGAAAGAACACCAAACGUAGAGGAGAGAAGCUGAAAGAAAUACUAGGAGAUCAGAGUAAACUAGAGAUUAUGAAGCUGGUUUGGACCCCAGAUACAGCUUUGAAAGCUUAUGUUUGUACUGUCAAAACAUGUGAGGAUUUUAAGGAAUCGAGUGUAGCAGAACUUCUCUCGGCCAUGGCUGCCGGUUGGAACGCAAAGCUAAUAGUUGAAUCCUGGUCCAAGGCUGGCCCGAUAGCGACGAGCAUCGGCCUAGCCGUGGCGGCUAAGCAUACGUGUGGAAGACAUGUGUGUGUGGUCCCAGAUGAAGGGUCAAGAUCGGAGUAUGUAAAGGCCAUGCAUGGCGCCGGCAUGAGGGAGACAGAGGUGCUGGUAGGAGAAGCAGAAGAGGUGAUGGCAGGGCUUGUGGGGGUGGAUUUUCUGGUGGCGGAUUGUAGGCGGAGGGAUUUUGUUAGGGUCUUAAGGUUUGCUAAGUUGAGCCAUAAAGGUGCCGUGUUGGCGUGCAAGAAUGCCUUUCAACAGUCUGUUUCUGGGUUUAAAUGGCAUGGGGUGCUUGAGAGAGGGACACGUGUUGUUAAAACUGCGUAUUUGCCUGUUGGGCAAGGAUUGGAUAUGGCUCAUAUAGGGAGUAAUGGUGGGGAUAAGCGUUCAAGAGGUGGUCCUAGCCGUUGGAUUAAGCAUAUCGAUCGAAAAUCAGGUGAGGAACAUGUAUUUCGUGAAUAAAAUCUUUAUGUAAUUACGGGAAACACAAAGGUAGUGACGAGAGUAUAUAGAGUAAAUGAGUAUGUAUGUACUAAAAUAAAAUAUAGUUGUACUUAAUUUAAUUAUAAUGUCUUAGAGCUUUUUUGGAUGGAAAA
This is a messenger RNA of Populus trichocarpa (black cottonwood), 949 nucleotides long. RefSeq lists its product as uncharacterized. The transcript has 2 exons. The coding region runs from base 165 to 815 and encodes 216 amino acids. The record is from RefSeq and is a predicted model, not a curated record. NCBI's taxonomy places the organism in Eukaryota, Viridiplantae, Streptophyta, Magnoliopsida, Malpighiales, Salicaceae.